UUCAAGCAGAGGAGCCCGCUUCCACAGUUAGACCCUAUUCCCUCGUCUCUUCUUCCAUUCCAUUGUAACUCCUAUCAUAGCACAUACACACGCACAAGAAUGACACAGAAACUUUUGUCUUUCUCUUCUCUGUGAACAACCACAGCUACUACACUGAGUGGAUAUUGGGUGCCUUGACACUAUCAAAAUGAGAUCUUUUUGAGUAUUUCUGUGCUAUGUUUUGUAGUUUUGAAUACCCUUUUGUCUCUUGUCAAUUGGGUUUUCAACAUAUUGGCAAAUUGUCAUCUAUGCAACUAAUAAUCAUUCAUGACAUCUGUGUUUGGUAAUGUAAACGAGUGGUGGAUUGUGCCACUAAUCUCAUCUCUGCAACUAAUUACUUAUAAAGGUUCUAUUUUGGAAUCAUGAUCUUAAUCUCUAGCAUUUGAAAAUUUAACUGUGGUUAUGGUUGGUUCAAAUAGAGAAGGGAAGGGUGAUAUCGAAGUGUUGAAUUAAUGCUUGGUGUAGUACUAUUACAAUGGCUGAGAGAGAUGUUUCUUCUUCUUCUUCUUCCCUCAAGGUUGUUUCUAGAAAGUCAUUAAUUUUGUUCUUCACAAUGAUAUCGGUCCUGUUUAUCAUGUCUUGGUUCUUUGUUUUGCGUUCCACAGGUCGUCCUCAUUUCAUUGACCACAACUUGUUACCCAAUUCAAAGCUUUUCUCUACCUUUGAUGGUUCAAAGUCUCAGAUGCAGACCCAAAAUGUUGAAUCCUCAUUUGGGAACCGAGCAAUCCUUGUGGAUAGUAAAGAGGUGGAAGAGUCCAGUGAGAAGGAAAAACCUGAAAAAAGUGAUGUUGGGAAAUGCAGCAGAAAUGAUAAAGUGGUUCUGAAGGUUUUCAUGUAUGAUUUACCAUCAGAGUUUCAUUUUGGACUCUUGGGUUGGAAAGCCAGUGGGAAUAGUGUUUGGCCUGAUAUUAGAACUGUAAUACCUGGUUACCCUGGAGGUUUGAAUUUGCAACAUAGUAUAGAGUUUUGGCUUACAUUGGACCUUCUUGCUUCAGAAAUUACUCAAGCCUCCAAGGCUGGGACUGCAAUUCGAGUUCGAAACUCCAGUGAAGCUGAUAUUAUAUUUGUACCAUUCUUUUCAUCUCUGAGCUAUAAUCAAUACUCAAAACCUAAUCCACAAGAAAAGAAGAAGACCAGGAACAAGAUACUUCAAGAAAACUUAGUGAAGUAUCUGACAGAACAAGAGGAAUGGAAGAGAUCAGGAGGAAAGGAUCAUUUGAUUUUAGCCCACCAUCCCAACAGUAUGUUGGAUGCAAGAAUGAAGCUGUGGCCUGCUACAUUCAUACUUUCAGACUUUGGGAGAUACCCUUCAAAUAUAGCCAAUGUUGAAAAGGAUGUGAUUGCACCUUAUAAACAUAUAAUCAGCUCCUAUGUCAAUGAUGACUCCACCUUUGAUAGCCGUCCAACAUUGCUGUACUUCCAAGGAGCAAUAUAUAGAAAAGAUGGAGGUUAUGUUCGGCAAGAGCUAUAUUAUCUUUUAAAAGAAGAAAAGGAUGUACAUUUUUCAUUUGGAAGUGUUCAGAAAGAUGGAAUUAAGAAAGCUACAGAAGGCAUGCGUUCUUCCAAAUUUUGCCUUAACAUAGCUGGUGACACCCCUUCUUCAAACCGCUUGUUUGAUGCCAUUGCUAGUCACUGUGUCCCUGUUAUCAUCAGUGAUGAAAUUGAGCUCCCAUAUGAAGAUGUCCUUGACUACUCAGAGUUCUGCAUAUUUGUUACUACAAGGGAUGCUAUCAAAGGAAAUUAUCUAAUAAAUUUCAUUAGGAGUAUUGGCAAAGAUGAGUGGACCCGAAUGAGGAACAAGUUGAAAGAGGUUAAACAUUUCUUUGAAUUUCAAUUCCCAUCUAAGGAGGGUGAUGCUGUCCAAAUGAUUUGGCAGGCUGUUGCACGUAAAGUUCCUGCUAUGAAGUUGAAGCUAAACAGGUCUAGGAGGUUUUAUAGGUCCCCUCCAAGUACAGAGAAAGGACUAAAAUCUAUACCUGUACCAAGUAAUUUUUGGUGAAAAAGAUAACGAUGUUAUUUGAAGUUAUGCACCUCACAGAGCCUUUGUAUAUGAAAAAUGUCAUAACGUUUUACCUUUACAAAUGGGGUUUAGCGAGUGUUCUUUUAAAAGACACAAGUUUAUCUCCUUAUAGCAGUUUUUUAACUAUGCAUUCCAGGAAAUGUAUAGUUAUAAUGUUAAAGUUGUACUUUUUUUUUUUUUCUUUUCAGAAACUGUCUGUUGACGUGGAAAAUGAAAAAAAGUACAAUUUUAAUAUUAUAAUCAUGUAUUUCUUGGAAUGUAUAGUUAAAAAUUGUUAAAAGGACAUAAGUUUGUGUACUUUAAAAGGACACUCUUUUUUCCCUUACAAAUGUUCUCAUUUCUAUACUGACAUUUUAAGGUUCUUUCCUAUUAUAAAGUUUUCUCACUUGUGAUUUUGAUACUGACAUUGUAUCGUUCUUACCAGAAGUUUCAUGAUAGGAAAGAGAAUUUAGGCUUUCAGAUUCCAUUUUUAGUUGGGGAUAUAUAAUUUAGAUUUCUUUUGUAUAUGAUUUGUUCAAUGAUGGGCCUCCAAUGAAAGUUUAUAAAAGAAGGGAUCAGUAUGGAAAGAAGCAAGUCCAAGUGAACCAGAUCCAAGAUGGAGGGAGGCAAGAUGCUGUGAACGAAGGCAAAACCGUUAUGGAAAGAGAAAAGGAGUCAGUUAGCCGAUUGGACAGCUGGCAAGCUCUGAAUGGUGAAUUGGAUGUGGGAGAGAAUAGAAAGUGGGAAGGAUAGUUUGUUGCAUAAAGAGGGACGCAUGACAGAGAAGAGGGCAUUGAAGAUGAAUUAUCAAGGAAAGGGGCGAUUGUGAAUUUUAUGAGAGAGGGGGUUUUCUCUUGUAAAAGGAGCAUGAGGAGUGUUAUUUGAAUUUAGUAGAAAUUAUGUGUUUCUGUAAUUCCUUUAUUUCAGUCUGAGUGUAA
Gastrolobium bilobum is the source of this 2976-nucleotide messenger RNA. RefSeq names its product probable arabinosyltransferase ARAD1. The transcript is spliced from 2 exons. Gene Ontology annotation, molecular function: glycosyltransferase activity. The record is from RefSeq and is a predicted model, not a curated record. NCBI's taxonomy places the organism in Eukaryota, Viridiplantae, Streptophyta, Magnoliopsida, Fabales, Fabaceae. Bases 515 to 2038 code for a protein of 507 amino acids.